This is a messenger RNA of Panicum hallii, 5185 nucleotides long. Its product is annotated as tRNase Z TRZ3, mitochondrial-like. Gene Ontology annotation, cellular component: mitochondrion. Gene Ontology annotation, molecular function: 3'-tRNA processing endoribonuclease activity. NCBI's taxonomy places the organism in Eukaryota, Viridiplantae, Streptophyta, Magnoliopsida, Poales, Poaceae. The record is from RefSeq and is a predicted model, not a curated record. The coding region runs from base 68 to 4717 and encodes 1549 amino acids. Gene Ontology annotation, biological process: mitochondrial tRNA 3'-end processing. The transcript is spliced from 16 exons.
AAUCCAUCCCUGCCCCUUGGGCGGUUGCCUCUCCGGCGGUCCGCCCUAAAACCCCGCCGCCGACGACAUGCCGCAGCUGCCCGCCCCUCUCCGCCUCCUCCUCCCCCUCUCCCAAACCCUAGCCCCCUCCCCCCUCCUCCACCUCUCCCGCCGCCUCUUCACCUCCUCCUUCCCCUCCUUCGGGCGCGCCGCCAGCCUCCGCGCCCAGCCCGGCCGCCGCCACCACCACCCCCGCCGCGGGAGCAGCACGCUCCGGAAGGCGCCCAAGGAGGAGAUGGCCGGCGGAGGGGAUAAGGAGGUCGCCUUCAACAGGAAGCGGGCGGAGGGGAGGGACGGCGGGAAGCGCGGGAGCAUGGAGCUCAAGGCCCGCAAGCUCAACCCCGUCAACACCACCUGCUACGUGCAGAUACUUGGUACAGGGAUGGACACCCAGGACACUUCACCUUCUAUUUUACUCUUCUUUGACAAACAAAGGUUUAUAUUUAAUGCGGGCGAGGGUCUUCAACGUUUCUGUACUGAACACAAGAUAAAGUUAUCAAAGAUUGACCAUAUCUUUUUGACUCGCGUGUGCUCAGAAACUGCAGGGGGCCUUCCAGGCCUGGUGCUAACUCUGGCAGGCAUAGGAGAUGAGGGCAUGUCGGUGAACAUAUGGGGCCCUUCUGACCUUGACUUUCUAGCCGGGGCAAUGAGAUCUUUUAUACCAAAUAGAGCAAUGCUUCACACGCAUAGCUUUGGUGCUGAACGGAAUGCAUCUUCUUCGCAACCUAAAGACUCUGUUAUUAUUCUUGAUGAUGAAGUAGUUCGGAUAUCAGCAAUGUUUGUCAAACCAAAGUACCACAAUGGAGCUGGUAGCUUGAAUGAUGUUGACUCGAAGCCAGGUGAUACUGCUAUAGUCUAUGCGUGUGAAUUGCCAGAAAUUAAGGGAAAGUUUGACCCUGCUAAGGCUGCUGCCCUUGGUCUGAAGCCUGGGCCCAAGUAUCGUGAACUUCAACUUGGGAACUCUGUGCAGUCUGAUCAGUUCGACGAAAUGGUUCAUCCAAGUGAUGUUCUUGGCCCAUCAAUUCCUGGACCAACUGUUCUUCUGGUGGAUUGCCCUACACAAUAUCAUAUGCCAGAACUUUUCUCACUGCAACCCCUUAUCUGCUUUUAUGAAGACUCUUCGAACCAAAGAGAGAGUGGCAAGAAAGUAAAUUGCGUAAUCCACUUAGGUCCAUCCUCCGUGACUAAAUCUGUUGACUAUCAGAACUGGAUGAAACGAUUUGGUGAAACACAGCAUAUCAUGGCAGGACAUGAAAUUAAAAACAUGGAAAUUCCAAUCUUGAAAGGUAGCGCAAGGAUAUCAUCGCGCCUCAAUUUUGUAUGCCCUCAGCUAUUCCCAUCCUCUGGGUUUUGGUCUGUGAAACCUGCAAAUGAUGUCAUGGAGAAUGAUAAGAGUACUUCAUUGGAAGCCUGUGGAAUUGUGUCUGCGCAAAAUCUGCUCAAGUUUCAUCUGCGUCCAUAUGCUCAACUGGGGUUGGAUAGUGCUUCUAUUCCAAGUUUGUUCACCUACAAGGAUAUUGUAGAAGAGCUUGUAUCUGAGAUCCCAGAGGUUAGGGAAGUUCCUGAGCAGGUUCUCAAAUUCUGGCAAAAUAAUGUGAACGUUAAAAAUAUGCCACCAGCAGGCAGUCGAAUGCUGAUGGUUGAAGAGCCAUGGAUCGGUCAGAAAUCAGAUAAGCUAGAUGAUGGCAGCCCAAAGCAUCCACGGGACAAUCAGGACAUCCCUUGUUGUGUGGAGGAUGCAACGAGGGAAGAUAUGGAGAUUACAUUUUUGGGUACAGGUUCAUCUCAGCCUUCAAAAUAUCGGAACGUAAGUUCUAUAUAUAUUAACUUGUUUGCUCGAGGAGGUAUACUUCUUGAUUGCGGUGAAGGAACUUUAGGACAACUAAAGAGGAGGUUCGGUGUAAAUGGUGCUGAUGAAGCUGCAAAAAAUUUGAGGUGUAUUUGGAUUUCACAUAUUCAUGCUGAUCACCACACAGGGUUAGCUAGAGUUCUUGCUCUAAGGUCUAAAUUGUUAAAAGGGAUGCCUCAUAAACCCUUGCUUGUUAUUGGACCAAGACCACUUGAGAGAUUCCUAAAUGCUUAUUCAAUGCUUGAAGAUCUUGACAUUGAAUUCCUAGACUGCAGGAAUACUUUGAAGCCUAGUGUUGAGACUUUUCUCAGUGAAAAUGAUACCGGAUCAGCCACACCUCAACUAGAGAACACCAUGUUUGCCCCUGGAAGUAGAAUGGAGAACUACAACAGGAAGCCUGCAAGUCCAAGGGAUACCACAGCUCUUGCUAAUUUUAGAGAAGUUCUGCAGGAAUCAGGCUUGGAGAUUCUGUACAGUGUCCCCGUAGUACACUGUCCACAGGCAUUUGGCGUUGUUUUGAGAGCCACAGAGAAGGUGAACGGUGCUGGAAAGGUUAUUCCAGGCUGGAAGGUUGUAUAUUCUGGUGACACACGACCCUGUCCAGCUCUUAUAGAUGCAUCCAGAGAUGCAACAGUGCUGAUACAUGAGGCAACAUUCGAGGACAGUAUGAAGGACGAAGCAAUCGCGAGGAACCAUAGUACAACAAAGGAGGCAAUAGAAGUAGGCACAUCGGCUGGAGCAUACCGGAUCAUUUUGACCCACUUCAGCCAGCGAUACCCGAAAAUCCCAGUUAUUGAUGAGGUUGACAUGGAGAAGACGUGCAUUGCCUUUGACCUGAUGAGCGUAAACCUUGCGGAUUUGCCGGUCUUGCCCAAGGUUCUGCCACACCUGAAGGUUCUAUUCAAGGACGAGAUGGUAGUUGAGGAAGCUGAUGAGAUCCUAGAGGCUGCUGCCUUACGGUUGAUCAAAUACGCAGUUGGAAAAUCUGGUAAUGAUUUCAAGAGGGAGAUGCAAAGGCACUCAGCGGCUAUGCGACAACUAGUUCACUACAAGGGCCACCCUGAUCCCUUAAGAGGAGAUGCCCUUAAUAAGGCUGUCCGCGAAACUGCGAACGAGGCUAUAGCCGCAAUUUUCUCUACAGAGGACCCUAAACCUGCUGUUGCAACAGAAAGUCUUGGCAAGCGCAUACAGGGCUUUGGAAAUACAAACUAUGAGCCAUCUAGAAUAGAUGACAAGAAGUCUUUCCUUAGUGAACUCAGCGAGGUAGUGGGUAUUGGAAGUGCAUCCAUUAAGCAGGGUUUGAGCAACUUUGCUGCAGCACAUGCAAUGAUGGCAAAUGAUAAUGGUGCCACAUACAAGAGCCCUAACCUCCGUAGGUCUUUGACCACAGAAUCUGAAAGGUAUGGUCGGUAUGAUCCAAGUGAAAUUCAAAGUGAGAGCCGUGCCUCAUCUGGUGCUUCGAAGAAUGUGGCUUCUGGUUCCUGGGGUCCAACUCCUUCCAGUUCUGCACCGACUGAUGAUACUAGCUCAAGUCAACCAGGGAUUAAGACUCGUGAAGAGAGACUUUUGGAGACAAUUGUUACUGCAAGUGGUGUGCGAUUGCAACCAACGCGAGACGCUCUGCAUAUAUUUUUAACAGAAGCUUCCAAAUUGGAUGCAGUCGCUUUGAGCCGUGCACUUGAGAACAAACUGAAUUCUCCAUUAUGGCAGGUUCGUAUGAAGGCUAUUUGUGUGUUGGAAGCCAUUGUGCGGAAACAGGAUACUGAUCCUUAUUCCAUCAUCGCUUCCUAUUUCAUUGAGAACACAGCUUCUGUUGUUAAAUGCUCUGAGCUGCCACAGGUUUCUCUUAGAGAGAAGGCCUCAAAGGUUUUGAAUAUGCUGAUCGGGGAACAGCCUAAUGUAACCACAAAUCUUUCAGCAACAAAAACUCCAAUGCCCCCACCGGUUCAGAUGCCUGAUUUAAUUGAUACAGGUGAUCAAGAUGAUCUAGGAACUCAAAGUUCUGGACAGGAAAGCAAUGGACAGAACAAUGGGAACAGUGCACAUGUUUCUUCAGUUGAUGAUUUGCUUGGUGGUGAACCUAUUGCUGAUAUAAGUGUCACUUCUGAUAGUAAUGGAAGUGAUCCAUUUGCAGAUGUAUCAUUCCACGAGGCAGAGACUAAGGAGACCAAUGAUCUGUUCUCGGGGUUGACAGUAGAAGAGAAAUCAUCAACUGCCAUGCAUGAUAGCUCUUCAUCAAACAAAAAUGAAUUACCGGAUAUCUUUGGCAGCAACCCUGAUCCUUUCAUCCAAGGAAGUGUUGGUGACCAAGGAACUGUCAAUGAUUUGAUGGCUGGUUUGAACCUUAAUGGAACAGGCCAGGCUCAACCUGCUGUUAAAGCAGAGCCCAAUACCAACUUCAAUGGCUCACAGUUCUUUGAUACAAACAAUCAGACUAGCCACGUGGCAGGUGCUGCAGCAUUGAAUGGCAUUCUCGGUCAGAACUCCUUUUACCAACAGCAACAGGUUCCCUUGCAGUACAGCUUGCCUCAACAAAUGAUGCUCAAUCAGUCAUUUCCUGGGCAGCAAUUAAAUUAUGGUGCCAUGGGGAUUCUUCUUGCUCAGCAGCAGCAGCUACUGCAAAAUUUUGGAAAUUUCAAUGCUGGUCUUGGGAAUUCAUCUUUCAAUUCGAUGAACAGUGGAAAUGCGUCAGUGCUUCCAGAUAUUUUCAAUUCAAGCAAUCAGCCACAAAAUCAUGUUGCAGUGAUGAGCAAUUCAAAGAAAGAUGACACUAAAGCUUUUGAUUUUGUCUCGGAUCACCUGGCAGCAGCACGUGGUUCAAGAAAGUGAAGCGAAGAGCAAUGAGCAUGUCCAGAUUGGGGCAAGGGCGGGGACUGCAAACCUGAUGGACGUGAAAGCUGCAUUUCGUCCCAGCCUCGCAGAUUGGCUGCAUGAUUCACACGGCUGGUUUGGGUUGGUGUCAUCUAAUGCUUGGACGGAUGAGCAAGGGAGGGUUUGAUCCAUACGGUUGGAAGACGGGAUGUUGUGUUGUAUUAUGUAUAUCUAGACAAAGACUGUUUUUUCUGUUGAAAUAAAUUGCAUCUUCUGACUUUAUUUAUGUUCUGCCCUUUUCUCUCUUUUUUCAGGAAAAAAGAAAAGAGUUAAGAGGUAUUGUAUACAUAAACCUGCAAACGGGAUUUUAUUUUAGCUCUUUACUGUACAAGUACAUGCUGGAUGUUUUUUUUUGGGAAUUGUAAAGCUUUGGUACAUGAAUAAGAGGGUGCAACAUGAUAUCAGCUGCUAGACUGAUUCUUGGAA